CGGUGGAUUUCCUCUCAAACUUUGGGGAAACUACCCGUUUUCUCGUCGUUCAGUUAGCCAGCUGCGCACAGACUUUGUGCCGCUUCGUUAUCCAUCAUGCUGCAGUUUCUGGCUGGUUUCACUUUGGGAAUGUUGUUGGGAUGUACCUCGCUCAAAAACUAUGAUGUUCCCAACAUAGCCAAGAAAAUUGAAGCUUUUAAGAAGACGUUGGAGGCCAAGAAGAAGCCCCCAGAGUGAGCAGAACGGGACCAUGCUGCAAGCAGCGGCAGACUGUGUGCAGAGGAACUAUUUAUUUUGCAGGGUUAUGGUGAAAUGCGUGUACAUUGAUAAGAGUCGAUUGUGUAUGAAAUAUAAACAGUGCCUGGAACAGUAUUUGUUUCCUCUCUUAGUUUUAUGGCGUGCUCCCAUUG
Molecule: messenger RNA, 410 nt
Organism: Salarias fasciatus (jewelled blenny)
Lineage: Eukaryota; Metazoa; Chordata; Actinopteri; Blenniiformes; Blenniidae
Product: short transmembrane mitochondrial protein 1-like
Exons: 3
Coding region: 97-237 (46 amino acids)
Cellular component (GO): respiratory chain complex
Source: RefSeq, a predicted model, not a curated record